Molecule: messenger RNA, 2451 nt
Organism: Triticum urartu
Lineage: Eukaryota; Viridiplantae; Streptophyta; Magnoliopsida; Poales; Poaceae
Product: CBL-interacting protein kinase 26
Biological process (GO): protein phosphorylation; signal transduction
Molecular function (GO): ATP binding; protein serine/threonine kinase activity
Source: RefSeq, a predicted model, not a curated record
GGGCUAGCGUGCGCCACCUGGAUACACCUGGGGGGCAUGUGGACCGGAGAAGAAGAGACGCGGAAAUGAGCUAAGCUAAGCUAAGCUAAGCUAUAUUCGAUCCGCCGCCCACCCUCGCGCGAAUCCGCCGCGCCGACUACCUGGGACCCACAGACAGCGCCUCUCCGCCGCACCGCCCCGCCGGCCGUCCUCCACCAGUUCUGGGCUGGUGACACCGUAACGGAUUUAUCUUGGAAAACUCGGAAGUGCUCCGGGGAGUUUGGCCUGGAAUUUACUUGUUGAGUUAUCACAAGAGUGGUGGCUCCAUACUGGUUCGGUAUUUGUGUCUUUACUCCUGGCCUCUGGAGCACCGAAGAAGUGAAGAGUGGGGGAUAUUGUCGUGGUAGGCCACAUACCUAUUAAUAGACCGCUGUAAACGUAGUGCAUAGUGGACACUGAAAGCACUAUUCGGCUUUCUAAAGAUAGAUUGCUAUAAUGGAGGAUAGGAGGACAAUUCUGAUGGACCGUUAUGAAAUCGGGAGGCAAUUAGGGCAAGGGAACUUUGCCAAGGUAUAUUAUGGUCGGAAUCUCGCAGGUGGACAGGCUGUUGCGAUAAAGAUGAUCGAUAAGGAGAAGGUUUCGAGGAUUGGUUUAAUUGUGCAGAUAAAGAGGGAGAUCUCAAUAAUGGGAUUGGUAAGGCAUCCCAACGUGUUGAAGCUUUUCGAGGUAAUGGCUAGCAAGAGCAAGAUUUACUUUGUUUUGGAGUAUGCCAAGGGCGGCGAGCUUUUCAACAAAAUAACCAAGGGAAAGUUAAGCGAGGAUGCUGCGAGGAAAUACUUCCAUCAGCUCAUCAGUGCCGUAGACUACUGCCAUAGCCGAGGUGUUUAUCAUCGCGACUUGAAGCCGGAGAACCUACUCCUGGAUGAGAAUGAAAACCUUAAAGUCUCUGAUUUCGGUCUAAGUGCCCUGGCCGAGUCCACGAGACAAGAUGGCCUCCUCCACACCACCUGUGGAACUCCAGCUUAUGUUGCUCCUGAAGUGCUUAGCAGGAGAGGCUAUGAUGGUGCGAAGGCUGACAUAUGGUCCUGUGGAGUAAUUCUGUUUGUGCUGGUGGCUGGUUUCCUUCCUUUUCAUGACACAAAUCUUAUAGAGAUGUAUAGGAAGAUCUCCAGGGCUGAAUAUAGAUGCCCUCGCCCUUUUUCAGUUGAGCUGAGGGAUCUACUGUAUAAGAUUCUUGAUCCAGACCCAAGCACUAGAGCUUCCGUUUCAAGGAUAAAGAGAAGUGCUUGGUACAGGAAACCCGUUGAUGUAAAUGGACUGAAGAUUAAACAAGAAACAAGAGACAAGGUUCAGAAAGGUGAACGCACAACCUCUGAAUCAACAGAAGGCAGCAAUUCAGAGGUUAACCAAGAAGCGUCAUCAAGCCUCACAAACUUGAAUGCCUUUGACAUAAUUUCUCUCUCAACUGGAUUUGACCUAUCCAAUUUGUUCGAAGAAAAGUAUGGCCGGAGGGAGGACAGAUUUACCACUAGGCAGCCAGCAGAGGCUAUAUUUGCCAAGCUGAAUGAAGUGGCCAAGAAAUUGAAGCUCAAAAUCAAGAAGAAAGAAAACGGUGUCUUGAAAUUGGCAGCACCAAAGGAAGGAAUGAAGGGCAUUCUUGAGUUUGACGCAGAGGUUUUUGAGUUUGCGCCUUCUUUGCAUUUAGUUGAAUUAAAGAAGACCAAUGGAGACACUAUAGAGUAUAAACAACUGAUGAAACAUGAGAUAAGGCCCGCACUUAAGGAUGUGGUUUGGGCGUGGCAAGGCGAGUCGCACCCGCUCCCUGAGAAAUUUAUCCGAGGAGAGCAGCAGCAGUCACCUUUGCCAUCACAGCAGCAGCAACCACCUUUGCUAUCGCAGCAGCAGCAAUCACCUUUGCCAUCGCAGCAGCCACAGGAGUAAUCGGCCCCAUUGCCAAUCUGCUACCACAAAGGCACAGGACAAGAUGCAGCCACUGCCGCCAUGGCAUCAGCAGUACCUACCAAAAACUAUUGUUGGCAGCACCUACAAACCAUGCGGAGCGUUGCAACGUCCAGGACCAGUUUGCUGUCGCAGCAGCUGCAUGAUUUGUUCAAACAGCCAGUGCCAUAUGACUUGUUGACAGACUUGUCACCGGUUCAUCAGGUUUAUCUUGUGUUAGUAGUAGAUCAGUUGCCUACCAUUUGGCAUUUCCCCCUUCUUUUUAGCUCCUUUUGUAUUGCUGUAUUUUCUUCUGAUGUUGUAUAUUCCCUCUUUGCCAAAAGCACGCUCAAUUUUGGGGACCUUUGUGGACUGCAGAAAUUUGUGUUCGGUGUGACUGAAGAUAUUGAAUAGCUAUAACAGAAAUCAUGGCAUGCAGCCAUCACCAUAUCUAGAACACUCUAAACUAGGUAAAUGGAUGUAACCAUGUGAUGUGUGGAACCUGUGUGAGUGAACAAACAUCUAUUUGGAAUC